GCCUCGCGAGGCAAAUCCUCGGUCGGUCAAGACGUGCCUCGCCCGAGGCAAACGCACGCGCUGCCUCGCCCGAGCGUGCCGCGGCCCGAGCCGAACGUUGUCGGUUUUUGUCGAUGUUCAAAGGCGCCUCAGUACGUUUGCCGCGCUCACUCAAGACGGUAGUGUUUUGCCUCGCUUAUUCGUUGCGUGUUAGUUGUGCGUCAUGGAUAAAGAACAGUGUCUUAAAUUAAUACGACUAUAUGGUGAAUAUAGACGACUUUGGGAUGCGCAAUGUCCUGAUUACACAAAUAGAGGACUAAGGGAAGAUGCAUGGAGAAAAAUAAGCCAGGAAAUGAACCUUCCAAUAGCUGAAUUAAAGAAAAAAAUGGACUCUUUACUAGGGUCUUACAGGAGGGAAAAGUCGAGAGGAAAAAAAAGCCGAAUCACAGGAUCAGGUCGUGGUGAAAUAUAUGUUUCGAAUUGGUAUGCCUAUGAAGCCUUCAGUUUUCUAGGAGAUAGAAAUCACCCAGGAAAUACACAAGAUACUUUAGGUGAAGAAAAUGCAAGUCUGGAUAAUACUCGAAAUGAUGACGGUUAUAACGAAGAAAAAAAUGAAACUUCAAACUCGACGACAACGGAAGGACCUAAACAAAAGUCAACUAGACCUAAAAAGAGAUCCAAAAUGAACGAAAGUGAUGAUCUUACUGAUAACGCCAUAUCUGAAGCAUUAACACUCUUACAACAGUGUGCAAGCGAUAAUAUAUCAGAAAAAAAUGAUCCCUAUAAUGUGUAUGGCCAAUAUAUAGGAAAUGAGUUGAGAAAGUAUGAUAAAAUUACAUUAGCAUACGUAAAAAAUGCAAUAAAUAAAAUUAUCUUUGAUGCAGACAUGGGAGCAUACAGUGGUUAUAGUUAUUAUACUCAAUCAUAUGGUGAACACGAUAAUUUAAGAUAUAUGUCUCAUCCCUCUUCCUCAUCGACGCCAUCUACAUAUUCGAUGCCUGCUGCCUCACCAAUGCCUUCUACCUCACCGAUGCCUCCUACUUCACCGAUGCCUCCUACUUCACCGAUGCCUCCUGCCUCAUCGAUGCCUUCUACUUCACCGAUGCCUGCUGCCUCACCAAUGCCUCCUAUCUCACCAAUUUCGAUGCCUCCCCCUCCUCCUUCUCCAGCUCCUCAUCAUUAAAUAUUUGUUUGUUUAAUUUUCUUAUAUUAUUUGUCCAAUUUUCUAAUCAGAUUAAUAAA
Messenger RNA from Pieris napi, 1221 nucleotides. RefSeq names its product myosin tail region-interacting protein MTI1-like. Bases 203 to 1162 code for a protein of 319 amino acids. The transcript has 3 exons. The record is from RefSeq and is a predicted model, not a curated record. Lineage: Eukaryota; Metazoa; Arthropoda; Insecta; Lepidoptera; Pieridae.